This is a messenger RNA of Priapulus caudatus, 2064 nucleotides long. Its product is annotated as probable peptide chain release factor C12orf65, mitochondrial. The transcript is spliced from 2 exons. Gene Ontology annotation, biological process: translational termination. Gene Ontology annotation, molecular function: translation release factor activity. The record is from RefSeq and is a predicted model, not a curated record. The coding region runs from base 420 to 1088 and encodes 222 amino acids. Gene Ontology annotation, cellular component: mitochondrion. NCBI's taxonomy places the organism in Eukaryota, Metazoa, Priapulida, Priapulimorpha, Priapulimorphida, Priapulidae.
AUCAGUGUUUAGUUACUGUAGUUAGUACUGAUUUCGGUCGCUGAGUGAGUCCAAGCAUGAAUAUACAUUUUAAGAUUAGAUUUUAGGUCUCGACUCCGUCUUCGAUUCCGUCCGUCGCCGUCGAUUAACAGUGACAAGGUCGAGCCUGAUAUAGUGAUAAUGAUAUACUACACCAUGUCACUUCACACCGUCAUACCAGUUAUCACCACUCUAGCUAUGUAUGUGCAAAUUGAAUUGCUGCUGAAAUUUUUACUACUACUACUAUAGUAGGUACUACUACUACUAGUGGCUAAUAGUAAUAGUAAUAAUAAGUGACGUACGCUACGAGUACAAGCACUCGCCUCGGCUUCCCAGCGCCACGGAUACCGUCAACGUUCCACGGUCCUAGAAACGCAUUUCCAUCUCGCCAUUCAAGCGUAAUGUACCGGGCGUGUAAGAGAAUCGUCUGUCGGUUGUCUGCGUUGGAUUUCGCGCGCUGCGAGCGCCCGUCGAAGCACAGACUCGCUACCGCCCCGCUCGCGUGCGAUCUCCACGCCCUCUAUCCGUGUCGUCGCCUGCACGCCGCGCCGCUGCUCGAGCGGACGACGGAGGGAAUGCUGGGAAGUCUUCUGCGUCGGCAUUUUCGCACGGCAUCCCGUGGCGUGCCGCCGCCGCCGUCGUCGCUUGAGCGGACGAGAGAAGGACUCCUGGGAAGCGUCCCGGCGACGAGCGUGAGCGUGGCGAUGUUAACGACGGACGCUGACGCGCGGGUGCCGCCGGUGCUGGUGGAGGAGGAACUGGAGGAGGAUUUCGUGAAAGGGUCGGGACCCGGCGGACAGUCCGUGAACAAGACGUCGAACUGCGUCGUGCUGAAGCACAAGCCAACCAACCUCGUCGUCAAGUGUCACCAGACGAGGUCCCUGCAGCAAAAUCGUAAGCUGGCGAGAGAGCUUCUCCUGGAGAAACUGGACGUGCACCUAAACGGAGAGGCCAGCCUGGCGAUGCAGAGGAAGCUCCAGCAGAGCGAGAGCCGCAAGAAGAAGAAGAACAGAUCGCGUGCGACGCUGCAGCGAAAGAAAGAUUUCAAGGCGCGGGAGGGGUUGGAAUAACCCGUGGACUUUACACCGCCGUGUUCAUGUGACGCCACUUGCGAUACACGGAAGCUAGUCGAUUCGCCGGUUAGCUUUCUCACGGGCCGAGAAGUGUACUCGUACAUUGUAGCAGUGUACAUGUACACUCGCUCUGGAGCAACUUUUAACGAGAAGGGUACACCUACUCGAGCAACAUUCAGGAUGGUUUCUUGUAUGUGGUUACGUGCUUUGGCAUGGGUGCCCAACCUUUGUUGGCACUGAACUGCCGUGAGCCUGUAGGUGUAGACGGCGCUGAACUGCAAAUGUUUGCUCGAGGUUGCAUCUGAAUCAGGUGGACACGUCAUGGUUGGCUGUUGACUUAGAAGCAGCUGCUCAAACAAGAAGAUUACGUCUGUGCGAUACUGUGAAUAUUUGAAAAAUCAAUAUUUAAAGUACUCAUUUUGCUGUGCAAGUGCAUUACGGGUAUUAUUAUACCGUAUAAGUGCAUAUAUUACAUACAUUGUUAUGUCUGUCACAGUUCAAUCAGUAGGAACUCAAAAUUUAAAGAAGUGGUCUAUAUGAGUAUUGUUUCAUACGUGUGUUUAUCUUGACAAAGUUGACGAAGUGAAAAUAUUCAUGUUUACUACUUGUGUUUAUGAUCACGUGUGGCUAGUUUCUGUGAGUUUGUUGGUUUGUGCAUGCAAGUUAAAGGUUGACAUCACAAACCUUGCUACGGAUAUUUUUGCGUAUGUAGUUGUCCGAGGAUGCUGAAUGCUCCCCCUGGUGCCAAUCACACUUCAGAUGUUACCAUAGAUCAGUGAUCAUCAUUCAUUACCUAUCAACAUGAAUAUAUGUGUUAAAUGCAAGUAAAUACUUGAUCCACAUCUUCAGUAACAAUCAACAGUUCGUUAAACGUCACCGUGCGAGAGGCGGAAUUUUGCAUCUCGCGCGAGACCCGUUGCCGUGGCGACGAAAUCGCUGAACGCUUUCGACGUUUUUUGCUUGCAGGGUACGU